Molecule: messenger RNA, 3805 nt
Organism: Triticum aestivum (bread wheat)
Lineage: Eukaryota; Viridiplantae; Streptophyta; Magnoliopsida; Poales; Poaceae
Product: putative disease resistance protein RGA4
Exons: 11
Coding region: 1-2364 (787 amino acids)
Source: RefSeq, a predicted model, not a curated record
AUGGGGCACACGGCCUACUCGGGGCUGGACAACAAAGAUGUGUUGCACAAGUUCACCUACACGGCAAAUAUCCACACUACACUUGUAAUCAACUUUGAGGACAUCUUCAACCAACAAACUCUCUCUCUUGUGCCACUAGAUAUUUUGGUAUCUAGUGGUCAAAACCAAACAUUUGAAGACAUAGGUUUGAGCAAUUUAAAUGAGUUAGUCAUCCAUGGAUUUUUCAGAGAGGAGAAACCUAAUUAUGGUAUGCGUUAUGUUAUGCAUGACCUACUGCAUGAUUUGGCAUUGAAGGUUGCAUCUUAUGAUUGUCUUAGUUUACGUCUCCCUAGUGUUGGAUCAAUGGAGAUUCAGCCAACCACCUGUCACUUGUCUAUAAGCACAGAUGACUUAGGGAAAUAUGAUGAAGUGUCUGGUGAAAAAUUAAAGAGUGAAUUGGAAGAACUGAAGACAAGAUUUAAGGUUGAACAUUUACAUACAUUGAUGUUAUUUGGAAAAUUGGAUGAAGGUUUUGUCAAGAUAUUUGGUGAUUUUUUUGGGAAAGUGAAUGUUCUUCAUGUUCUUCGUUUGCCCAGCAUGCUUUGUUCAGUGGAGUCAAUGUUACAUAACUUUUCAGGACUAGUCCACCUACGAUACCUAUGUUUAGGGACAGAUGAGAGUCAGAUGCAUUUACCACUUAGCAUCUCAAAAUUUUAUCAUUUAAGAAUUUUAGAUCUUCGAUUGUGGGGUGGCAGUCAUGAUUUGCCCGAAAACAUGAGCAACCUUGCCAAAUUAUGCCAUUUUUAUGUCCCAUAUAAUGGGCUUCAUUCUGAUAUUUAUUGUGUGGGAAAACUUAAACUCUUAGAAGAGUUAAAGGUAUUUGAAGUUAACAAAAAAAGCGAAGGGUUUGAACCACAGCAACUAGAGCACUUGACAAAGCUAAGGGAGCUUGGCAUCUACAACCUUGAGAAGAUAGAUACUGUAGAAGAAGCAGGUCAAGCAAAACUGAUGGAGAAAAAAUAUUUGAGGAAGUUAACAUUGGAAUGGGAUAGUGGGCGGACAAGUGUUGAGCCUGGUGUGGAAGCAGUGGUUCUUGAGAGACUUCAACCACAUGGAGAUAUUCAAGUGUUGUGCAUUAGAGGGCACGGAGGCCCUUCUUGUCCAACAUGGCUGGGUGAUGACUUCACUGUUGAGGCUCUACAAUUUCUUUAUCUUGAUGGUGUUUCUUGGGAUGUUUUCCCUUCUUUAGGGAAGGCGUGGGAUCUUCGUGAACUGAGGUUGGAGGACAUUACUGGACCGAAGGAGUUUAUUAUAGAGGAGAGCUUUUGCAUGCUAAUAAAGCUUGAACUCAUUAGCCUAGGAAGUUUUCGAAAAUGGCUUUACCCAGCCAAAGAAGGCUCUUCCCUGGGUGGAGACUUGUUGCCACUGGAUACUCAUAUGUUCCCUCUUUUGCAAGUGCUGAUUAUUAGAGAUUGCUCAAAACUCUUGGGGUUUCCUUUCUCAAACCACAUUGUUUCCCCAGAUUGGUUUCCGAAACUACAAGAGCUUGAGGUACUAUACUGUCCAGAAUUCUCGUCAGUGAUUCCCAUCUCCUGGAUUGAAAGUUUGUGUUCUGUCACGAUGAAAUCUGUAAAGCAACUAGAGAAGUUUGCAUACUCAAAAUCAUCUGAUGGAGCAGAAUUGGAAAUUAUUGGAAAGGGUGAUCUGCGUAGCUUAGACCAAGUGUUAGUUUUUGAUAAAGACACAGGUCUUGGGGAACUGACACUGGAGAUGUGCCCACCUCUGGAGUUGAAGCACCUUCUGAUGCUAACGUCACUGAAGAAAUUGAUUGUAAAAAGCUCAGAUGAUCUGGUUGGACUACUAGGAGGCCAGGGUGAUGUGGAAAGGCAGCUCCCACUUUGGUUUCCCAAACUACAAAAGCUUGAGAUAUGGGACUGUCCAGAAUUCUCGUCAGUGAUUCCCAUCUCUUGGAUUGAACGUCUACGCUGUGUCACGAUACGAUGUGCAAAGAUGCUAAAGGAGUUUACGUACUCAAAAUCAUCCAAUGGAGCAGAAGUGGAAAUUAUUGGAGAGAGUGAUUUGCAUAGCAUAGACCAAGUGUUAAUUUUUGAUAAAGAAACAUGUCUUGAGAAGCUCACACUCAACAGGUGCCCACGUCUGGAGUUGAAGCACCUUCUGAUGCUAACCUCCUUGAAGACAUUGUUUGUAUUUCAUUCAGAUGCUCUGGUUGGGCCACUAGGAGGUCAGGGUGAUGUGGAAUGGCAGCUCCCUAUUGAGCAUAUGCGGAUCUGGGACUUAAAUGGUAAUAGUGGGGAGGAAUUGACAGAUCUCCUCCCCCACCUCCCAAAGCUCUCCAAAUUGGAAAUAGAUGAGUGUAAAACAUAAAGGAACGCCCUUUCAACAUAAAGGAGCACCCGUCUGCAGCUUCUUCUCUUCUGCCCUCACCAAGCUGGAACUUUAUGGGUGGGACUACAAAGGGAUGAAGCGCUUCAGCAGGGAGCAAGAGAACGCCCUUCUGCUCCUCCUCCCUGCAGGGCUGCGCAACUUUACCGGCCUCAAGGAAUUAUCAAUCAACCACUGUCCAAGCAUCUCGUCAUUACCCAACGAUGGCCUCCCCAAAUUACUGCAAGAGCUAAAUGUCAGAUGGUGCUCCAACCAGGAGCUAAAACAGCAGUGGAGGGGGUUAAUGGGAACCAUCCCCAAAGUCAUGAUAGACUUCUGAUCCAAGUGUUAGGGACCAAUGGAUCAUCUGGCAUAAUUUUGGAAAACAACGGAUUGUCAGUGUUUUGCUGCUGAUCAUGUUUGAAGUUUUGCCAUCCAGGAUCUUCAGAAGAAUAUCAGUGCAUGUGUGGAGCCAGUUUAGAGCAUAGGCAGCAGUAGCACUCUCAAGUGAAUCAGGAUGUCGAUUAAUGCCGGGAAUUUACUUGGUGCCCCCAACUAUUUACAUGCGAAACCUGCCUAUCUACUGAUGGGACUAUGAAUCUCCUCGGAAGAAAAAGAUUGAGUUCGGGGAAAGUGUGCCAAAUCCAUCUUAAGCGCAUGCUGGUCGCUGUGGAGUUGCUGCAGCCAUUGCCAAUAGCAUCCCCCAAAGCGCAUUGUCAAGCUGUUGUUGCAUAUGAUAUUUUCGAAGGUAUCCCCGUGUUUGCUGCUGCAUUGUGCAAGAAAAGGAUCAAGGCCAUAAUGGCAAACAAGAAAGAUUACCAUUUCCUUAAUGUGCAGAUGACAGCCUUUCAUCACGAAAAACUGACACUGCAAAGGUGUGAGUAAUUGGUGAAGGUUUUGUACUCACGGUUCUCGCCAAGAACUGCAACUCCAGCAGAACGUUUAUUCAUGUGAGAAUUGGAGUGCUGCCAAGGAAUUGAAUUGCGAGUCUACGGAAUAAGAAUGCUAAUGAAGAAGAAGCCUUUCCUAGAAACAACCAGACUGCAUCUUCUGAAGAAAUCGACACUUCUCAUGUUAUCUGAAGAAAUCGACACCCAACGGUUAUCUUCAAUCAAAUCUAACAGCAACGUACCACCACUUUCCACGGAGUUCCGACACACUGCCACACCCUUGAUCGUGCAUCCAACGGCUCUGAAGACUAGAGCUGCCACUAUUUGAAUUACUUUUACUGUCUCCUUGUUCAGCAGCUUUUACAUUAUUAGCAUUAUAAAAGCUACCUUUCACUAGCUCAAAAAAGAAGUUACCUUUCACUGGUUGUAACGGGUACAAAACGCCAGAUCGAUCUGAUAGCCCUGGAGCUCAACUUCCUGUACUUGGGGUAAAUCCCAGCCGCCAUGUCCUGGCUGGCGUGAACGUGUAUCCUUAAUUCACUAUAUAUUCUCUG